Hevea brasiliensis (rubber tree) is the source of this 2545-nucleotide messenger RNA. RefSeq names its product phenylalanine ammonia-lyase-like. Gene Ontology annotation, biological process: L-phenylalanine catabolic process. Gene Ontology annotation, molecular function: phenylalanine ammonia-lyase activity. The coding region runs from base 206 to 2335 and encodes 709 amino acids. The transcript is spliced from 2 exons. Lineage: Eukaryota; Viridiplantae; Streptophyta; Magnoliopsida; Malpighiales; Euphorbiaceae. The record is from RefSeq and is a predicted model, not a curated record. Gene Ontology annotation, cellular component: cytoplasm.
UCGGCCUACGCUACGCCUGCACCCAACGCUCAAUAACCCCUCCUUCACCCUCCUCUCCUCUACCUCUAUUUAAAGCACCCAUUUCAGUUGAACCCACUCAGGAAUUUUGGGUCACCUGAAAUUUCCUAACCUAUAAUUUCAACAAACGCCACAUUUUGUCGCACUUUCCUUCCAUUCUUCCACCUUUCCGAGAAAACAAUCAGCAAUGGAGUUUUGUCAGGACAAAGGUACUACUUCACCAGGGUUUUGCACUACUGAUCCAUUGAACUGGGGCUUGGCUGCUGAAUCGUUGAAGGGUAGCCACCUUGAUGAGGUCAAGCGCAUGGUGGAUGACUACAGGAAGCCUGUGGUCAAGCUAGGGGGUGAGACACUGACCAUAGCCCAAGUUACUGCAAUUGCCAACCGUGACGCUGGUGUCAAGGUUGAGCUAUCGGAGGAGGCUCGAGCCGCGGUCAAGGCCAGUAGUGACUGGGUUAUGGAUAGCAUGAGCAAAGGAACUGAUAGUUAUGGUGUCACCACUGGCUUUGGUGCAACCUCUCAUAGAAGAACCAAGCAGGGUGGUGCCCUUCAGAGAGAGCUCAUAAGGUUCUUGAAUGCUGGGAUCUUUGGAAAUGGAGCACAAUCUUGCCACAUAUUGCCUCACUCUGCAACCAGAGCGGCUAUGUUGGUGAGAAUCAACACUCUACUGCAAGGUUAUUCAGGCAUAAGAUUUGAAAUUUUGGAGGCUAUUACCAAGUUCAUCAACAACAACAUUACCCCAUGUUUGCCCCUCAGAGGUACAAUCACUGCUUCUGGUGACCUGGUCCCAUUGUCUUACAUUGCCGGGCUUUUGACAGGUCGGCCCAAUUCCAAGUCAAUGGGGCCCAAGGGACAAUCAUUGGAUGCAUCUGAAGCCUUUAAGUUGGCAGGGAUCAAUGGUGGUUUUUUCGAAUUACAGCCCAAAGAGGGUCUAGCUCUAGUAAAUGGCACUGCAGUUGGUUCUGGCUUAGCUUCUAUGGUGCUUUUUGAGGCAAAUGUGUUGGCAAUCCUAUCAGAAGUUUUAUCAGCAAUUUUUGCAGAAGUUAUGCAAGGAAAACCAGAGUUUACUGACCACUUGACACAUAAAUUGAAGCAUCACCCUGGACAAAUUGAAGCUGCAGCUAUUAUGGAACAUAUUUUGGAUGGUAGUUCCUUUGUUAAAGCAGCUCAGAAGAUACAUGAAACUGAUCCCCUGCAAAAGCCUAAACAAGACCGAUAUGCUCUUAGAACAUCUCCUCAGUGGCUAGGCCCUCAGAUUGAAGUGAUCAGAACAGCAACAAAAAUGAUAGAACGAGAGAUCAACUCUGUGAAUGAUAAUCCAUUGAUUGAUGUGUCAAGGAAUAAGGCUUUACAUGGAGGGAAUUUCCAGGGGACGCCAAUUGGUGUUUCCAUGGAUAACACUCGUUUAGCCAUUGCUUCAAUUGGGAAACUCAUGUUUGCACAAUUCUCUGAGCUUGUUAAUGACUUUUACAACAAUGGUUUGCCUUCAAAUCUCACAGGUGGCCGCAAUCCAAGCUUGGAUUAUGGGUUCAAAGGAGCUGAAAUUGCCAUGGCAUCUUACUGCUCAGAGCUUCAAUUCCUUGCAAAUCCUGUCACCAACCAUGUCCAAAGUGCCGAGCAACACAACCAGGAUGUCAACUCAUUAGGGUUAAUUUCUUCAAGGAAAACAGCUGAAGCUGUUGACAUAUUGAAGCUCAUGUCUUCCACUUACUUGGUUGCUCUGUGCCAAGCCAUUGAUUUGAGGCACUUGGAGGAGAACUUGAAGAACACUGUCAAGAACACAGUAAGUCAAGUUGCAAAGAGAGUCCUCACAAUGGGCUUCAACGGCGAGCUUCACCCAUCAAGAUUCUGCGAAAAGGACCUUCUCAAAGUGGUCGACAGGGAACACGUCUUUGCCUACAUUGAUGAUCCUUGCAGUGCAACCUAUCCACUAAUGCAAAAGCUAAGGCAAGUACUAGUAGACCAUGCCAUGACGAAUGGUGAGAAGGAGAAGAAUUUGAGCACCUCCAUUUUCCAGAAAAUUGGAGCAUUUGAAGAGGAACUGAAGGCCCUUCUUCCUAAAGAAGUGGAAAGUUCCAGGGCUGAAUAUGGCAAUGGUAAUCCAGCUAUUCCUAACAGGAUCAAACAAUGCAGGUCAUACCCACUAUAUAAGUUUGUGAGGGAAGAAUUGUGCACAAGUUUGCUAACCGGCGAGAAGGUUCGAUCGCCUGGAGAAGAAUUUGAUAAGGUUUUCUCAGCAAUGUGUGCAGGGAAGCUCAUUGACCCCAUGUUAGAAUGCCUCAAGGAGUGGAAUGGUGCUCCUCUUCCUAUCAGCUAAGAUUUUUUUCUUUUUGUUUCCUUCACAUAAAGGUUAUAUAUGUCCUGUUAAUUUGUAACUUCAAAAUUGUAAUAUCAAAGUGUGUGUGUUUAUGAUGGUUUUUUUUUCUUUAAUCCUUGAGAGAAUCUUGAUUUCUUUGGACUUUGAAUUUCAGUAAAAAUGUAUAAUAAGAUAUGCAAUCAAGAUUUACUCAUGCGUUUCUUUCAUAAA